UCGUCAGAAAGGAAGUCUGGCUGAAACAGGACAUGGUUCAUUAGCCGUCUUUGGUCUGGUGAAGAAGAAGAGGGAGAAACUCGGGGCUGUUGAUGAGGCGGUGCUCCAGACGCCAUGUGACUCGGCCUCGUCUCCGGAGCUGAAAGAGCGCUUCUGUGACUUUUUUGUAGACGUUUAUGGGGACCAUGUGCAGCAUUUUAAGGUGUUGCAGGACCGCUCCAGUCAGUACUUUAUUUGGGAGGAGGUCUUCUCCUCGCUAAACGAACUGGUAGAGUUUUACCACAGCAACAGCAUCGCUAAAGAGAGGACCGUCUUCCUGAGAGACCCCGAGCACUUCGCCAGGCGCCCUCACCACGCCCACGCUCUGUUUGACUUCACCCCCCAUCACCCCUCCCAGCUGCACUUUUUCCGGGGCGACGUCAUCGACCUCCUCGACUGCUCCGACUCGCUGCGCUGGAGGGGCCGUUGCCACGGCCGCGUGGGCUUCUUCCCCCCGGAAUACGUCCAGCCCAUUUACCAGUGUCAGUGACCGGCCCUGCCAAUCAAACACGCGGCCGCUCCCCGAUUAGCCAAUCAGCUGCCACUCAAGGACUGACCCCGCCCCCUAAAAGCGAGCCGACGGAUAAGCUCGCUGACCACUGGGAAGUCGGAGACCUGUAUAGAAGUGAUGGCUCCUCCCACAACCCGUGACGCCCCCGUCAGUCUGCCACCUCCAUCAGUCUACUGCCGCCUCCGUCCGUCUACUGCCGUCUCCGUCCAUCUACUGCCACCUCCGUCAGUCUACUGCCGCCUCCGUCAAGUCUACUGCCGUCUCCGUCCAUCUACUGCCACCUCCAUCA
Molecule: messenger RNA, 839 nt
Organism: Lampris incognitus (smalleye Pacific opah)
Lineage: Eukaryota; Metazoa; Chordata; Actinopteri; Lampriformes; Lampridae
Product: GRB2-related adapter protein-like
Exons: 4
Molecular function (GO): protein binding
Source: RefSeq, a predicted model, not a curated record